Glycine soja is the source of this 2623-nucleotide messenger RNA. RefSeq names its product SNARE-interacting protein KEULE-like. Gene Ontology annotation, cellular component: secretory granule; plasma membrane. Lineage: Eukaryota; Viridiplantae; Streptophyta; Magnoliopsida; Fabales; Fabaceae. The record is from RefSeq and is a predicted model, not a curated record. The transcript is spliced from 21 exons. Bases 327 to 2318 code for a protein of 663 amino acids. Gene Ontology annotation, molecular function: syntaxin binding. Gene Ontology annotation, biological process: intracellular protein transport; vesicle-mediated transport.
CAAAUCCGGAAAAGAAAACUUGCAGUAUUUGGAGAGCUUUAAUUCAAUUUUGGAAUUUGUUUGGACAAUUCUCCAACACGUCAUGAAUCAUGAUUGAAUCGUUUUCGUUUAAUUUAAUAACAGUAAUUGAAAAAUCUAAUUUAGUGCAAGGGGUAUUAAACUCUUUUCACAUUCAAAAUAAGUCCUUUUGGUUCUUUCUUUGUGGGUGCAUACGCUAUUCAUCAUUCAUCGUGAUCAAUCAGCAAUCGGUGGCUGUGCUCGUCGUCUCUAAAGCCAUCAUCGAUCAAGCGUGAGAGGGUAGCAUAGCAUAGCAAAGCAAAACAAACAUGUCUAUGUCCGAUUCCGAUUCCUCUUCUUACGCCGGCGCCGACUACAAAAGUUUCAAGCAAAUUAGCCGCGAGCGAUUAUUACAUGAAAUGCUGAGGUCAGCAAAAACAGGGGAUUCCAAAUCAACUUUGAAGGUAUUAAUAAUGGAUAAACUUACUGUAAAGAUAAUGUCUCACUUAUGUAAGAUGACUGAUAUCAAUGGUGAAGGUGUUUCAUUGGGUGAAGACCUAUACAAGCAAAGGCAGCCAUUGCCCACCUGGGAUGCUAUAUAUUUCAUCCAGCCAACCCGAGAAAAUGUAAUUAUGUUUUUGUCAGACAUGUCUGGAAGGACACCCCUAUACAGGAAGGCAUUUGUUUUCUUCAGUUCUGCUAUUUCCAAAGAAUUAGUUAUGGACAUUAAGAAAGAUAUGGAGGUGUUGACUCGAUUAGGUGCAUUGAGAGAGAUGAAUUUGGAGUAUUUUCCCAUAGACAGCCAGGGUUUCAUCACAAAUAAUGAGAGGGCAUUAGAGGAGCUGUUUGGGGAUGAAGAGAAUAAUCAUAAAGGUGUUACGUGUUUGAAUGUUAUGGCAAAACGGAUUGCUACAGUUUUUGCUUCUUUAAGAGAAUUUCCUUCUGUUCGCUUUCGUGCUGCCAAGUCCCUAGAUGCAACCACAAUGACUACUUUCCAAGAUCUUAUUCCUACAAAGCUUGCUGCUGGAAUCUGGGACUGUCUUGUGAAAUAUAAAAAAAGUAUACCUAAUUUUCCUCAGACGGAGACCUGUGAAUUGCUCAUUCUUGACAGAUCUAUUGAUCAGAUUGCUCCUGUGAUACAUGAAUGGACUUAUGAUGCCAUGUGUCAUGAUUUGCUGAAUAUGGAGGGAAAUAAAUAUGUUCAUGAAGUUCCUGGCAAAUCCGGUGGUCCAGCAGAGAGAAAAGAGGUUCUUUUGGAGGAUCAUGAUCCUGUAUGGCUCGAACUUCGCCAUGCUCAUAUUGCAGAUGCUAGUGAACGGCUCCAUGAGAAGAUGACCAACUUUAUUUCAAAGAACAAAGCUGCACAAAUACAACAUGGUUCAAAAAGUAGCAGUGAAAUGUCUACAAGGGACAUACAAACCAUCGUUCAAGCACUUCCACAGUACAGUGAACAAAUUGAUAAGCUCUCCCUCCAUGUAGAGAUUGCAGGAAAAAUUAAUAGAAUCAUUAGGGAGUCAGGACUACGGGAACUUGGCCAGCUGGAGCAAGAUCUUGUUUUCGGAGAUGCAACAACAAAAGAUGUGAUCAAAUUUUUUACCAUGAAAGAAGAUAUAACCCAUGAAAAUAAGUUGCGCCUGCUAAUGAUUCUUGCAUCUGUUUAUCCUGAGAAAUUUGAGGGAGAAAAGGGUCAGAAUUUGAUGAGGCUAGCAAAAUUGACAGAAGAGGAUAUGAACAUUGUGCCCAAUUUCAGAAUGCUUGGAGGACAACCAGUAACCAAAAAAAGUUUGACCGCUGCUUUUGGUCUUAAGUUUGAUAUCCAUAAGAAGAAGCAUGCUGCAAGGAAAGAGCGUCCUGGUGAAGAAGAGAAAUGGCAGCUAUCACGCUUUUAUCCCAUAAUAGAGGAACUCCUUGAAAAACUCAUGAAAAAUGAAUUGUCAAAGGAAGAUUAUCCAUGUUUGAAUGAUCCAAGUCCAUCUUACCAAGGCUCACCUUUUUCUGGUCCUGUAAACCAAAAUCCUCACUCAAUGAGAUCAAGACGGACACCAACUUGGGCUCGACCACGAGGUUCUGAGGAUGGAUAUUCAAGCGAUUCAGUGCUUAGACAUGCAUCAAGUGAUUUCAGGAGGAUGGGGCAACGAAUUUUUCUAUUCAUUGUUGGUGGAGCAACCAGAUCCGAGCUUAGGGUUUGCCAUAAGCUUACCGAAAAGCUAAAGAGGGAAAUUAUUCUAGGCUCAUCAAGUAUUGAUGACCCAUCACAAUUUAUUACGAAAUUAAAGACGAUAACGACGCAUGAGAUUUCAUUAGAUGAUAUCCAGAUAUGAUGUUACGGACUUGAGAACUAGAAGAUGAGCCUCUGGUUACUUGUAAAUUAUAUAUAUUUGUGUUGUGAUCAUAUAGUUUAAUCAUCUUGAUGUUACAAAUUCUUUGGAAAUUUAACUCCUUGUCAACAGACUAACAGGAAUAAUCUUCAUUGGUUACUAACGAGAAUAACUUUAGUUUUCAGUGAACAGAUUGGUUUAGACAAGAAACCAGUUAAACUAGAGAACACUUUGUUGUAAACAAUAAUACUUUCAACUCGCUAAAAUCAAUUUAGUGGUGGGAAUUUGAGUUUUAGAUUCAAGCUUCA